UAGGAUAGCGGAUCUGUGAGCCAAGGAGAAAGAAGGCGGGGAUUUAGGCAAAAGGAAACACCAAAAAAACAUACCAAUCAAAGAAAAAUGUUAUCAGUAAGAUGGCUGCUAAGGAAGGGGUCUGCCAGUUUAUAACAUUACUGGUGGCCCCCCUUCUUCCUCAAACACUAUGGUGAACCCAAACAAAGUGAAGCCACAGGCACCACCAGACAUGGAGGGUGAGGAGAGGAAGAGGAGGAAGAAGAAAGACCAGGAGAGGAGUGCAGCCUCCCCUUCCCUCCAGCAGCAGGGCAUGUUGGAGAUGGAGACCCUCCCCAGACAGGAUGUGCCCCCAGGGGGAGCCACGCCAUCCCCGCUCUCCUCAUGCUCCAGGCAGGCGUGGAGCAGGGACAACCCGGGCUUUGACGCGGAAGAAAACGGGAUGGAGGAGGAGGAGGAUGGCGAGGAGGGCAUGGUGGUGGAGAUGGAUGUGGAGUGGCACCCCUCGGCAGGGCCAGGUCGGAGGUCCUCAUCUCUGGUGUCCUCUAGCAGCGGGGGCAGCACAGGCAUGGUGGGCUACCCUCCUCAACACACAAACAGCCAGGGCCACAGGGGCCGCAGGAGGAGGGGGGACUCCGGCAAUCCAGCUGGCAGAGCUGGCCAUGGCACUGAGCAGCCUCCACCCCCGGAGGGGGCAGCAAGGAUUCUGUAUGUGCUAAGAGGACUAUGGGGAACAAGAUUUACAGAGGAUCGCAUAACUACAAGAGAAAAAUAUCUUAAGAUUGUGCUUCGAGAGCUGGUCACUUAUAUUGUGUUUCUCGUAAUUUUAUGUGUUUUAACCUAUGGGAUGGUCACUUCAAGCAUGUUUUACUACACAAAAACCAUGUCUCAGCUGUUCAUUGACACACCAAUCUCAAAGACAGACAAUACCAAUUUCAAGACUCUCUUGACCAUGGACGAUUUCUGGAAGUACACAGAAGGUCCUCUUCUGGAUGGUUUGUACUGGGAUAUGUGGUAUAACAACCAAACGAUGGGUGAAAAUCAAAGCUUUAUCUAUUAUGAAAACAUGUUGCUGGGAGUGCCCCGUCUUCGCCAGGUCAAAGUGAGAAAUGGAACAUGUACUGUGCCAGAGGAUUUAAAGGAUGACAUAAAGGAUUGCUAUGAUAUGUACUCUGUUAGUAAUGAAGACACUUCCCCGUUUGGACCAAAAAAUGGCACCGCCUGGACGUACACCAAGGAAAAAGAUCUGAAUGGCAGCAGCCAGUGGGGUAUCAUCUCAACAUACAGCGGGGCUGGAUAUUACUUGGACCUCUCGAGAAACCGAGAAGACUCCUCUGUCCAGAUUAAAACACUGAAGGUUAACAAAUGGCUGGAUCGAGGCACCAGAGCAGUGUUUAUUGAUUUUUCAGUCUACAAUGCAAAUCUAAAUCUUUUCUGUGUUGUAAGCUUAUUGGUGGAGUUUCCUGCAACAGGCGGCAUUGUCACCUCCUGGCAAUUUCAGACUGUGAAGUUGAUCCACUACAUUUCCACAUUUGACUAUUUCUUGGCUACCUGUGAAAUUGCCUUGUGUAUUUUUAUUCUGUAUUACAUAGUGGAAGAAAUCAUUGAGAUCCGCCUCCAUCGGUUACAUUACUUCCGCAGUCUCUGGAAUUGUUUGGACAUUGUCAUUAUUGUGCUCUCACUGGUUGGUUUGGCAAUUGGUCUGUACAGAAUAUCGUCUGUGGAAGAACCACUUAACAAUCUACUAUUGGACCAGAAUGCAUUUCCGAACCUUGAGUCUCUAGCUUACUGGCAAAUUCAGUUCAACAAUGUUGCAGCAGUGACUGUGUUCUUUGCCUGGAUCAAGCUCUUCAAGUUUGUGGACUUCAACAGAACAAUGAGCCAGUUGUCAACAACCAUGUCUAGAUGUGCCAAAGAUAUUCUCGGUUUUUCCAUUAUGUUUUUUAUUAUAUUUCUUGCCUAUGCCCAGUUUGCUUUCCUUGUGUUUGGCACCCAAGUUGAUGACUUCAGUACUUUCCAAGACUGCCUCCUCACUCAAUUUCGUAUUUUGUUGGGAGAUUUCGAAUUCAAUGACCUUGAGGAGGCAAACCGCAUUUUGGGCCCCAUUUACUUUACUACUUUUGUGUUCUUUACAUUCUUCAUUCUUUUGAACAUGUUUUUAGCAAUCAUCAGUGACACCUACUCCGAAGUGAAAACUGACAUGGCACAGCAAAAGAGUGAAAUGGAACUGACCGAUCUAAUAAAAAAGGGUUGCAGCAAAGCAAUGGUGAAACUUAAACUGAAGAAAACAGCAGUGGAUGAUAUUUCAGAGAGCCUCCGUCAGGGAGGGGGGAAGCUGAACUUUGAUGAGCUCCGCCAGGACUUAAAAGGCAAGGGACAUACAGAUGCAGAAAUUGAGGCAAUUUUUGCCAAGUAUGACCAAGAUGGUGAUCAGGAGCUUACAGAGCAUGAACAUCAGCAGAUGAGGGAUGAUUUGGAGAAAGAGAGGGAGGACCUGGAGUUGGACCGAGGUUCCUUAUCUCGUCCUAUGAGUGGUCGUAGCUUUCCGAGGAGUUUGGAUGAUUCGGAGGAGGAUGAUGAUGAGGACAGUGGACACAGUUCUCGUAGAAGGGGCAGCAGCUCCAGUGGAGUCUCUUAUGAAGAAUUUCAAGUUCUGGUGAGAAGAGUGGACCGCAUGGAGCAUUCCAUAGGAAGCAUUGUGUCAAAAAUAGAUGCAGUAAUUGUCAAACUAGAAGCCAUGGAAAGGGCCAAGGUGAAGAGGAGGGAGGUCCUGGGAAGGCUUCUAGAUGGAGUGACUGAGGAUGAAAGACUGGGCCGAGACAAUGAGAUCCACAGAGAGCAAAUGGAGCGACUGGUCAGGGAGGAGCUGGAGCGCUGGGAAUCAGACGAUGCUGCUUCCCAAAUGAGCCACCGUCUUGGCACACCUAGUGGGAACAAUGGUCCGUCUCGUUCCAGGAACUCACGGCCCCCUUCUUCACAGUCCACAGAGGGGGCUGAUGGGGGAGGGGCAGCUGCCGGUGUUGGGAAUAGCCAACUGUAAUUAUUAUUAGAAAUUUUAGCAGUUUAAAAUGAUACAACCCAAUACAGUGUAACACGUGAUUGCAGACACUGUCAUAGUGCCUUACAGCAGCUCUGACCACCGACCAGCAUUAGUGCACCUCCCAGUCAUGCGGCAGUUGUGGCUAUGGAUGGGUCACGGUCUUCUUGCUUAAUACGUUGGAACAAGGUAAUCUGCAUCCAGCUCCAAACCAAGUGCACUUGUUAAAUGUUUGAGUAAAGAAAAAAAUAAUCAUGAGUUCUUUAAACAGAGCUUGUAAAGUUUAGCUGACCCCAAGACAUUAUUUAUUUCAUAUUCAUGAAUAGGGCUAAGGCUAUUAAAAUACCAUAGGUAGAAAAGUAACACGUAUAAUAUGGCAAAACGGUUACUUUUUUUUUUUUUUUAAACUCUAAAUCCAAAGAGUAAGUAAAUAGUUUACAAACCGUGAAGUGGAGUACUAUAUACCCUUGGUGGUAAUAUUUGUAUUACACUAUAAACGUAUCUUUUAAUAUGUAAUCUUUGUACUUCAGUGCAAUGAAACAUGCAAAAUAAAAACCUUAAACAAAGAUCAAAGACAAAUCUAUAAAACGUAAGUGCAUUGUAACCACUCACAUGAAGCAGGGCUAAUAAGCUAGCUCUCACUUUAGCGGCUUGAUAUCUCCCCUCAGUGUUGAGUACAACGUUCAAUAGCAGUAUUCAAUAUGAAAAAAAACAAUAUUCCCAUAGCAUUAUACCAUUCACUGUAUAAGCGGUAAAUUAGUACUCGCAUGAUGUGGAGCCUUAACAUAUGGCUCUAUUCAUUAGCAUUGUGUGCAUUAGUCUACACAGACUAUCAGCAUACAAAUAGGCUCCAGGUAUAAUCCACUGAUAUUUAUACUAAACAAAUCAAAUAGAUUGCAGAGACGAAACAAGGUUUCUUCAGUCUGCCUAACCACAACACUAACACAGUCAUAUACCCAUGAGACGUCUUUAUGUUCACAUGAUGUAAAGACAUUGUUUGAAACGCUUUUGGAACUCUGAUACAUAAGGGUGGGCGGAUUUUGAGUUUCUUUGGUUGACUGAAAAACCUGGUUUGUAAGGUGAAAUGCAUCUUUGCAAUUAAUUUGAUGUCAUUGGAAUAAAGCUCACUUUAUUUUACCAAAGUCCCAUCUUUCCAUUGGAAGAAUCACUUGUAUUUCCACAGUCUGUGUGGACUAACCCACACACUGCUAAUGAACAGAGCCGUGUGUUAAGGCUCCACCUCACAUGAGUAUUGAAUUACC
Messenger RNA from Pelobates fuscus (common spadefoot toad), 4278 nucleotides. RefSeq names its product polycystin 2, transient receptor potential cation channel (gene PKD2). The record is from RefSeq and is a predicted model, not a curated record. NCBI's taxonomy places the organism in Eukaryota, Metazoa, Chordata, Amphibia, Anura, Pelobatidae. The coding region runs from base 170 to 3019 and encodes 949 amino acids. Gene Ontology annotation, biological process: release of sequestered calcium ion into cytosol; detection of mechanical stimulus; potassium ion transmembrane transport. The transcript has 15 exons. Gene Ontology annotation, molecular function: potassium channel activity; calcium ion binding; signaling receptor binding. Gene Ontology annotation, cellular component: membrane.